AAUCUUUUUUUCUUUUUAUGCAAAUAGAUGUAUUAUUUGAUCUCUCUUGGAAAGAGCUUUUCUGUCUCGAAGAGUAAGACGUGUUUGAUCAUGUAUGUUCAUUAAUCAAAGGUUUCUCUAGUCUCACAUUAUCUUGUAAAUUAAAUCUUGGGGAGAGUCCUAGGCCCAAUCUGAGCGUUCUUCCAAAGGUGGAUUCUCCAUCUCGAGUUACUUACGAUUUGUUGAUAAUGUACUGAUCCUUGAUUGGGUAGCCUCACAUUGGAUUGCUUUUAAAACCUGUACUUUUUUGCUUCUCAAUAUUGUCCUCAUUCUGGGGUCUAAUAUUGGUUUCAACAACUCCAAGGUUGCUUGAACUACAUGCUUGAAUCGGAUGCAUUACUCUUACAAGUUUUCUAAAGAGCGAAAGAAAAACCUAUUGUCUAAUAAUGAGACCCUGAUAUUUGGCAUUCUGAAAAGCUUAAUCACCGGUUUUUGGCUGCCAGAUAACUUAUGGUAUGCGCUUACUGAUAAUGUUAUUGAUUUUAUUUAUGCAAUUCAUCCAACUAUUGAAACCUUAGUUGUUGACUUGAGGAAAAUGUCUCUUAGUUGCAAAGUUACAUUGAAAGUGGUAUCAUGCGUCCUUUCAACUGUUCUUGUAACAAAACUUAGUAGAUAUUUAUUCAUUAUGUUCCAUGUUGCUAUUAACCAAUUGACGCAUAUGGUGUCAUGUAUCCAAAUAGAAAUCUUAAUUGACAGUUUUGGCUGCUAGGAAACAUAAUGGUAUGCUGCUGCUGAUAAUGUUAUUGCUGCUAUUUAUGCUACUCAUCCAACUCCUAUGGAGAAAUAUGGAAGUUGUGGUUGAAAAGGUUUUAAUGCAUGACUUCAUUAUAAGAUAUAAUGUCAUGGCACCUAUGCUUGGACUAGUCUCUUAUUUACCCAUAUUGGAGACAUACUUCAUUAAUAACCUAGCAAGGGACACUUUUCUUUGCCAUGAGCAAUGUUGGGAUAAAGCGUCCCUGUGAGUGUACCAUUGCCCAUGAUAUAUCACUGGAAAAUGUUUCAAGAAUGCAUGAGCUUUCAGAAGCCUUCCAUGCUAUUUCCUUAAGACACACAUGCCUCAUGUCUAUCUUGGAGCAGUUUAGUAAACUGAGUUCUAGGGCUGGGAAACAUAAUGGUAUGCUGCUGCUGAUAAUGUUAUUGUUACUAUUUAUGCUACUCAUCCAACUCCUAUGGAGAAAUAUGGAAGUUGUGGUUGAAAAGGUUUUAAUGCAUGACUUCAUUAUAAGAUAUAAUGUCAUGGCACCUACGCUUGGACUAGUCUCUUAUUUACCCAUAUUGGAGACAUACUUCAUUAAUAACCUAGCAAGAGUAAGGAGUUUGCAAUUGGAACUCAAGUCUCGCAUUGAGGAGUUUGAGAAGCUUGACAAAUUCCAUAUGGAACAAAUGGAAGAAGAGGUUACCGUAAGAAAUGCCCACAUACAUCAACAAAAAGUUGGUAGCUUGGAAUGUUUUAUGGUAGCUAAGAGCAGUGUAGGAGAAUUUUCAAAAACUGAUAUUGUUGAAGCAUGGACACAUUGAAGAGACAUCUUCGUAUUUCUGGACCAGAGGGACUUAAUGAGCUAAGGAAAAUUGUUGAAAGGUUUGAGGAAAAGAUUUAUUCUACUGCCACAAGCCAGGUAUAUCCAUCAUGCUAGUAUUUACUCAACCAUUCCUCAAGACCUAUGAACAUUUUUUGUAUCUAUCCUUAGUGUAAAAGAUUAAAGUGCAAAACUUGAUAUUAUCUUAUCUUACUUUGUUAUUAAUAAUUUGAUGAAUUGAUAUAUUUUUAUUUUUACUUCUAAUUCAGUCUGAUUACCUUUGAAAAAUAUCUUUGAAGAUGUUGACAAUGGAAACAAAAUCUUUUAAUGCUACAACCAAUUCUUUGCCAUCCAACUCUGCUGGUCACAACAAAAAAUCCCCUAAUGACAAGAAAUCCCCUGCUAGGAAAAAGGCCCUCAGAUCCAGGUAACAACAUGAAGAAAAAUGUGUUUUUUUUAUGAAAUGCAACAAUCAAAAUUUUGCUUCUAUGAACUGCAACAGUGGAAAUUUUGCAUUUUAUGAAAUGCAAUGGUGGAAAUUUUGCUCUUAUGAAAUGCCACAAUAGAAGUUUAGCUAACACAUCAAUAUAUUCUUCUUUCAUUUUGUAGUUACACUUGACAUGCAUUACAUUUAUUGUGUGCACCCAUGUAUUAUAUGUGUACAUAUGUGUAUAAUUCUUUUUCUAUUUCCAUGGCUACACAUUCCUCUUAUUAGGCAAUAAAAAAUUUGUGGCUGAGCUUAAUUUAUGCAGGACGAUUUGUAUUGAAUAGGGUAUGGAAGCAGUCAAUGGCUGCUUCUUUCCUCCCUUCCUCUGGGUUGGAGGGAUAGGGUUAUGGAAAGGAGUAUCAAAUUAAUUGGAGCAAUGGUCUAUGAUUUGAGCUCUUGGAAGCGCAAAGGAGGGGUGCGCAUGGGAGUAGCUUGCUACUUCUUUUUCCCCUUUCCUUUGGAUUGGAUUAGGGGGUAGGGAUAGGGUUGUGUGUUAGCAUCUUGACUUGGAUGAUGUGGUACCAAGGCCGCAUUGGAUGACGCUUUGCACCCACGAGUGCCUAUUCAGCAUGCAAGUUGAUGGACCAAGGUUUGAUGAGAGAUCAUGUGAAGGCUUGGUUGCCACUCAAGCAGAUAGCAGACGACAUGCAGACUAGCUUGUAGGGCAACUUGACUUAGCCAAAAUUCAAGUGUUUAAUUAUAGGUCGUUAGUAUUUCCCUUCAAAGAAGUGGUCUUGAGAAUGGUUUCCAUGAGGAAUUAUAAUUUCUUUAGAUUUUUCAUUUUUUUAGAAAAUUAAUUAUGCGUACUCAAGCACCUAUGAUGCGUCUCGGUAUUUUUUCAUUUGAAUGAUAAAUCAUUCCAUAUAUUGUAAUGGAGGUUGAGAUCAUGCCCCCAUUUAAAUGAUAAAUCUCACUCAUUUUAUAAAUUGGACAAUAAGGAACCACCUUCCAUUUAAUCA
This is a messenger RNA of Vitis vinifera (wine grape), 3002 nucleotides long. RefSeq lists its product as uncharacterized. The coding region runs from base 970 to 1557 and encodes 195 amino acids. Lineage: Eukaryota; Viridiplantae; Streptophyta; Magnoliopsida; Vitales; Vitaceae. The record is from RefSeq and is a predicted model, not a curated record. The transcript has 9 exons.